GUAAUUCAAUUAUUAGUAUCAGUAUCUCUAGAAACUUACUUCUACUUGUAUUGUGCUACUUAAAAACUAUAAGUGCAAAAUGAAAUUCGCUCUUUUCACAAUUGCCUGCUUGGCUUUGGUCAUCUGUGCCACUUCAAAAGACUUAAAUGUUGGAAAACGACAACCUGGUGAUGUUCUUGUUGCUUCAAGAAAACUUGUCAGAGCACCACAUCCUCUUUUCCCAUCCAUAGCUAUUUCUGGCUAUAAUGCUAAUGGAAACAUUACUCAUGUAAGUGGUGUCAAUGCUCCUGGAUCAAACGCCACUGUCUCAGUCAUCAAAGGUGGACCAGGAAACAGCUCUGUGGUAGUUUUGGCAUUAAGUCCUCGUGGUCAUGGAUUAAAUGUACAAUUGGACAUUUAUGCUAUUCUCAAAAAUGUCACAAAUGACUUUGAUGUCGAUGAUGAUUUGUUUUAAAUUAAUUAACAUUUCUGGACUUUGAAUAUGUAAA
Molecule: messenger RNA, 488 nt
Organism: Chelonus insularis
Lineage: Eukaryota; Metazoa; Arthropoda; Insecta; Hymenoptera; Braconidae
Product: probable salivary secreted peptide
Exons: 2
Coding region: 80-454 (124 amino acids)
Source: RefSeq, a predicted model, not a curated record